AUGCAGGACCACCUUUCAAGCACAGCGAGCAUCUUGACCUCUCAAUUUUUGACAACUCAGCCAACUCCGAAUUUUUCAUAUUGCUCUGCCAACGCCACGAUUUGCAAUGGCACAUCCUGUGUGCUAUCUACUGAAGAUUACAACAGAGUUUUGAGCACCAUUUUAAGCACCGUCCUAACAAUCUUGUUGGCAAUGGUGAUGUUCUCCAUGGGCUGCAACGUGGAGCUGAAGAAAUUUCUAGGACACAUUAGAAGGCCAUGGGGCAUAGCCGUAGGCUUCCUCUGCCAGUUUGGAAUUAUGCCUCUGACUGGUUUUGUGCUGUCGUAUGCCUUCAAUAUACUUCCUAUACAAGCUGUUGUGGUGAUCAUCAUGGGUUGCUGUCCUGGUGGAACAUCUUCCAAUAUUUUAGCCUACUGGGUAGACGGUGACAUGGACCUAAGCAUCAGUAUGACAACAUGUUCGACUUUGCUGGCCAUGGGAAUGAUGCCACUAUGCCUCUUCCUUUAUACCAAAAUUUGGACAGACUACAGUUCCCUUUUAAUCCCCUACGACAGUAUCGGCAUUUCACUGGUAGCACUUGUCAUUCCCGCUUCGCUCGGAAUAUUUUUUAAGCAUCGAUGGCCCGCAAAAGCUAAAAUCGUACUCAAGAUUGGUUCCAUUGGUGGUGCAGUUCUCAUAGUGCUCAUAGCUGUGGUUGGAGGGAUAUUGUACCAGGGCUCCUGGACCAUCACUCCUGCACUCUGGAUUAUCGGAGCCAUCUUCCCAUUCGCUGGCUAUUCAGUGGGGUUUAUUCUGGCUCGCAUAGCUGGCCAGUCCUGGCACAGGUGUCGUACUGUAGCUCUGGAAACGGGGAUGCAGAAUACUCAGCUCGCUUCCACCAUAGUACAGCUCUCAUUCAGCCCAGAACAACUGGAGCUGAUGUUUACUUUCCCACUCAUCUACAGUAUUUUCCAGCUAAUACUUGCAGCAAUGUUUUUGGGAGUCUACCAGGUGCACAAAAGGUAUUUUGCUGAUCCAGACUUGACCAACGAGGAGAACGAACCUGAAUCAACGCAGGAGCCAACACACAAUAUGAUGAAUGGAGGAUUUACUUUGGAAGAGGGAGGAGGAGGAGAGAAGCACGUGUCAGCGACUCCCAAUGGAAGAGUAUAGCCUUGAGAAGGCUGGCUGGUGGCAGGCUGGGAGAGAAACAUUGGACUGUGGGGAACAAAUCCCUCUUGAGAUGGCCAUGCUGUAUGGUCUGUACUCCCUCCAUGCGGAGUAAAAGUGUAAAUAUGUGAAAAGACCAUAUUUCUUAAAGCUACAACAGUUCCACCCCAUCUUCAAUUCUCCAAAGGAGCACAGACCCUGAAUGGGGACCAAGACACUUGGAAUUCCAUGCACGGCUUGGCAGGGAUUAGGGUGUCCGAUAACACUAUUUAGAAAUAAAUAAAUAAAUAAAAACAUUAAAUAAGUGGCUAACUAUUUAAUGCUCUCCUAUGGCUGUAGAUUAUAAAUACCAUUAAAUCUAAAAUCAGUUGGUUAGAGCAUCAUGCUGAUAAUGCCAAGGUUGCAGGUUUGAUCCCCAUAUGGGGUAGCUGCAUAGUCGUGCACUGCAGGGAACAGGUCUAGCUGAUCCUCAGGGUCCCUUCCAACUCUACAAUUUAUGGCUUCAUUAUCAUUAAUCACCACAUAAUGAUCUCUGUCAAAGAGUUGUCGACAGAAAAUGUUCAGUCCACCAUCUCCUCACCGGAAUUCCCAAUCAAUGAGUUUCAUAGGGAGUAAGAGGUUAUUAAUACCUUUCGUGCGUGCACCUACAAAGUAGUCUGGCCAGCAUGAACACUGUUCAUGCAUGUGCAGAGUCUUGGAGUUGUACAUUCCAAGCCACAGAAGAACUGGGAAAUGACGCUUGAUCGCUUGAUGCAGCUGAUCAUUACAGGGCAGACAAAUUCAUAUUCCAAACUAUUAUCACCAUCAUCAACAACAAUAACAUCACUGGUUUAUGAAUCGCUAUCUAAACAACUAUCACUAACAACUUCAGCAAUACUCCUCUCUCAAAUUAAGCCCUGAAGUCCCUGAACUUUUAAAGCUGAGGCACAUUGCUUUAGCAUCUCCCACUUCACAGAUUGGUUACAGGUGGUCCAUUCUAAGCAAAGAAUGGUGGAUAAUCCCUCCAGUCCAAAUUCAUUGUUUCCAAAUCAUAGGAGCCAACUCCUAGGAGCCAAGAUCCCUUGGCCCCCCAAUAAAUUAUUUGAGGGGGCUUGUCUCCCCAAAGUUGAUAGGCACUGCCAUUCAAAUGGAUAUGCAGACACCGCAUCUUGUGAUUACUUGGGCCCCCUCAAUAGUUUAUUCAAGUUGACACCUCUGAUUCAAAACCAAUGCUGCUUUUUCCAGGGAGAAAAAUUGUCUACUGUUUGUGGAAUGCUCUCCCCAUGGAGGUUUGUCUGGUGCCUUCAUUGUACAGUUAUAUGCAUCAGGCAAAAGAGUUCCUCUUCAACCAAGCCUUUGGCUGAUGAACAGUCUAUGACCUUUUAAAUGUGUUUAUGGGGGGGGGGGUUAAUGGUUUGUUUUGUUCUUGCUUUUAUUAUGUACUUUGUGGUUUUAUUCUGUCUUUUUAUGCUGUAAAUCUCCCCGAGAUCUUUCUGUGAAGGGCAGUCUACAAAUUUAAUAAAUAAAUAAAGAAAAAUAAAGAAAUACUGUAGACAGA
Molecule: messenger RNA, 2686 nt
Organism: Podarcis muralis (Common wall lizard)
Lineage: Eukaryota; Metazoa; Chordata; Lepidosauria; Squamata; Lacertidae
Gene: SLC10A2
Product: solute carrier family 10 member 2
Biological process (GO): bile acid and bile salt transport
Cellular component (GO): apical plasma membrane
Molecular function (GO): bile acid:sodium symporter activity
Source: RefSeq, a predicted model, not a curated record